AUGGCCGCUUCAGCCUGUAUGCUCCUCGCAUCACUUCUCAUUUAUCUCGCUCUCAUUCUCCACUCUAUACUCUUCUGUACCAUCUAUUGUAUCCUCAAACAACCUAAGCAGACGCCGCUUCCUAACAGACGCAAUGACGAGCAUGCUACCAACCUCAGCGCUUUCCUUCGCGAGGUGCUGUCGCUGAUCGAGCGCAACGGAGGCCAGCAGUCUCUGCCGGCAGACAUCGUCGGCGACAUCAUUCGAGGCGCAUUGACGUUCGUACUGAAGACGCAGCACUCCCCCGACCUUAGCAGCCUCAGCAACGCUCUCAACGUCGCGCGAACUGAGGCCAGAGCAACGGCAGAAAGCACGGCGCAGACCCUCGACCAGAUCAAGCAAGAGCUCAAGUCCACCGUAGAACUCGUACAACAGUCCGCAACAAAGAUACAACAGAAUGGCAACACAGCAGAAGAGGCGAGGGCAGCAGCCAAGGACGCCACAGAGGUGGGUAAAGCGACGCCAGAGAUCGCGCGAGAGAUCAGGAACAAAAGGCCACAAGAGCAGGCGAACGGACCAAUGAGCUACGCUGCAGCAGCAGCUAGGGGUGUCCCACUAGCAGGUACAUACAAUGCACAAAGUGUCAAACAGCCACCUGCGCAGACGCAGCGUGAGGUCAUUAUGUAUAUUAGAGACCCGCUCACCAUACAGAGCCUGAGAGCUAUGAAUCCUAGCAACCUCAAAGUGCAUGUCCAGCGUGCUAUUGAGCAAAGCGGCAAUGAAAACAUAGUCAACGUGAAGAUUGUCUCAUCUAACCAGCUGAAGAGCGGAGACCUGAGCAUCAAGACAGCAAGCAGCAGCGAAGUCGAGGCGCUACGACAGUUUGCGGACGACUGGGCCCACCGCAUUGGCAGUGGGACUACAGUGCAGAUCCCGACGUUCGGCGUCCUCGUCCACGGCAUACGCACGAGCACGAUGGACAUGAGCAAGCUUGACGAGAUCAGAGCGCAAAUACUGCAGGACAACCGACCGUUCAUACCCCGGGCGGAGAUAAGACACAUAGGCUGGCUUACCAGAGACGCUGCUGCUAAGACAGCAACGACUAUCACUAUCGAGUUCACCAAACUAGAGGAUGCCAACAAGAUCAUCGACGAAGGUCUGGUCUGGCAGGGAACCCAGUGCAAAGCAGCAACAGCAUGUGGCCACUGUGCGCAGGAGCACGACACCCGCGACUGCCCAUCGAGGGCUGGACAAGCCGUGACUAGGAAAUGUGCUGCCUGCCGCGGCGAGCACGAAGCGUGGAGCCGCCAGUGCCCAACCAGGAAGGACGAGAUAGCCAAGGCAAGGACCGCGUACGAGAUGCGGCCACGCUAUCACCACGUUCCGCAAACAGCCAGACAAAACGUGCAGAUUGAUAUCCCGACGUCCACAAUUUGA
This is a messenger RNA of Didymella exigua CBS 183.55, 1416 nucleotides long. RefSeq lists its product as uncharacterized. The coding region runs from base 1 to 1416 and encodes 471 amino acids. The record is from RefSeq and is a predicted model, not a curated record. Lineage: Eukaryota; Fungi; Ascomycota; Dothideomycetes; Pleosporales; Didymellaceae. The transcript is spliced from 3 exons.